AUGUUGUGGGGAUUUUUUUAUUUUUUUUUCAAAUUAAUUUAUUUUUUCUAUUUCUUUCAGAUGACUUUGUCACCAAUUUUAUCAAUAUUCUUCUUCUCCAUCAGUCAAUUCUCGACAUUUAUUUUUUGUUCAUCACCAUCUUCUCUUCGUUUAAUUAGCCAUAAAACAAAUCCUGGUGUUGCUGCUGUUGUUGCUGCUUCAAAACAAAAAGAACACGAAGAAGAAUUAAUGGAUGAAUGGGCUCCCUAUAGAAUGGCUUUUUUAUUAAUUUUGGUGGCGUCGUCAGUAGCUUUAUGGGCUUCUUAUAAAUUGUUAUGUGAACAUCCAGAUGAUAAUGAAGAGUUACAGCAACGUGUAAUUGCAUACCAACCUUUACGUCAAAAUUGUAAUCAACUAGUUUUAUCGCUUGAAGGAGGAGGUGAAGGAGGACAUGUAGAUGAUGAACACAAACCUUUCAAAAAUUCAAUAAAAAAUUCUUUAUCAUUUUCUUCUAUAUCUUCGUUUGAUGAUGAGAAUGAUUUGACUUGUCUUUUAGUUGGUAAUGAGGAAAUUGUAGGAACAAAAUUUACAGCAACAGCAACAACUACAAGACUUAAAAAAGGUUUAUUGUCAACUGGUAAUAUUUAAAUGACUAAAAAUAAGAAUAUUGAAAAAUUGUGUAAGGUUUCUUUUUUUUAAUUUUAUAAAUAUUCCCGUAGUAGAGAAAAACAAAGCUCUGAUAUUGAACCUUUAAAAAAAAAUUUUUUUUCAUUUUUAUUGGGCUACUAAGAGUUAUUUUGAUUUUUUAAUUUAGAGUCCUCUUUUCUGAAUUUAAUAUUUUUUCUCCAUGGGCCAAGAGCUGAGAGUGAGAUAUUAAAGGAUCUUUUUUCUGAUAUCAUUUUUUCAUAUUGGAGUAGUUUAUUAAUCCUUUUAAGUCCUUGACUUUUUUCUGUCUCGGGACUAAAAUUAAUUAGUUUAAGGUGUCGCUUAAAAAAUUAAUGGAUCGAGAUCAAGGCUUUGUUGUUAAAUUUCUAAUUCCCUUUUAAAUAUCUAAUUUAAAUUUUUUAAUAUAAGUCUGUUUUUGUUCUCAAAAUUGACCCCUUUCUCUUUUUAUAAGUAAUUAAAUAAUUAUUUUUAUAUAAAUAGGGGUUUUUUCGGUUUUUGUGUGAAAUAUCCAGAACAUAAAAUACUGAAAAAUUUUUUUGUUUCCGAACCGAAGAGAAAAAGACCCCUAUUUUAUAAGCUUUUGCGUUCUCUCAUCCCUCCUUUACUUUAUCUCU
Meloidogyne enterolobii is the source of this 1259-nucleotide messenger RNA. The record is from the annotation of a GenBank genome assembly. Lineage: Eukaryota; Metazoa; Nematoda; Chromadorea; Rhabditida; Meloidogynidae.